UACACCUCUCGAAAGAGCUUCCCUUGUACUCCGAUCCUUCCCUAGUUCGACCCCUCUCCGCCGUACUCUUCAGCAAGCUAGCUCAGAAGAUCAAUAUUGCCCCAAUCCGUUCAUGUAGUUCGCAGCAACAUGGGAUUACUGGAGCACCACCUAAGGUGACCGCACCAUCGAUCGCUAAUUCACCAUGGCCUCAACCUCACAGCCCACCCCAACCGAAGGAGUUGGCGAGGGAGCAGGUCAUGGCGACGAGGAGGAUCAGCAUGCGGCGGAGGCGGCGGCGAGCAGCGGCCAGCAGCUGGUGAUGCCCGAGGACGGGUACGAGUGGAAGAAGUACGGCCAGAAGUUCAUCAAGAACAUCCAGAGAAUCAGGAGCUACUUCCGGUGCCGGGACAAGCGGUGCGGAGCCAAGAAGAAAGUAGAGUGGCAGCCGGGCGAUCCCAGCCUCCGUGUCGUCUACGAGGGCGCCCACCAGCACGGCUCCCCGUCAUCGUCUUCCUCCUGCACGGGCGCCGGCCACGACGGCGCCGCCAACCGCUACGAGCUCAGCGCCCAGUACUUCGGCGGGCCCCGCACGCAGUGACCGAGGGCCGGCCGACUGGCGGGCGCCGCCAUCGAUAAAGCGGCAGUGCCAGAGCGGCGGUGCAACUUGGUGCCAAGUGGGCGAAUUGUUUCUGGUCAACGUUGUUGCACGCUAGCUACAGUCAGUGGUCACGCUCGUACGACUAGUAGCAGCAUCAGCUAAGGCCGUCGAUGACGAGCAUUGAUUAGUAUUAUCAGCACCUGGGGCUGUCAUGCAAAAAUUAGUGCAAGUAGCAGAAUACUGUCGUCUAUCGUCCUACUAGUACUAGUUGACUCUUUAAAACUU
Brachypodium distachyon (stiff brome) is the source of this 865-nucleotide messenger RNA. RefSeq names its product probable WRKY transcription factor 2. Gene Ontology annotation, molecular function: sequence-specific DNA binding; DNA-binding transcription factor activity. The transcript has 3 exons. Lineage: Eukaryota; Viridiplantae; Streptophyta; Magnoliopsida; Poales; Poaceae. The record is from RefSeq and is a predicted model, not a curated record. Gene Ontology annotation, biological process: regulation of DNA-templated transcription. The coding region runs from base 185 to 580 and encodes 131 amino acids.